Molecule: messenger RNA, 708 nt
Organism: Dimorphilus gyrociliatus
Lineage: Eukaryota; Metazoa; Annelida; Polychaeta; Dinophilidae
Source: the annotation of a GenBank genome assembly
AGUUUUCAUAAACGAAUGACCCUGUGGAGAGAAGUAGAGUGAAUUUUAUUUCGAAUUGACCUGUCAGAGAAUAAAUAAAUGCAGCUGAGAAGAUUUUUAUCGAAAACCUCAUAUUAUUCACUUAUUAAUGAGACUAAUAAGAAAAGAUGUCAGGAAUUACUUCUUUCAAAACCAAAUUUAAGCAAAUCUUAUAAAAAUUCAGCAGUUUUAGUUCCAUUAUGUAUCGUGAAUGAUGAAUUAUCUCUCCUCUUCACCGUUCGUACUCAUCAUUUACCUACCCAUAAAGGACAAGUUAGUUUUCCUGGGGGAAAGGUUGAUGACUCGGACAACAAAGAUCCAAUUAAAACUGCCCUUAGGGAGGCUAAAGAAGAAGUAGGAAUUAAUGAAAGUGAUGUUGAUGUCUGGGGUACAAUGUUUAGAUUACCUGCUCGACAUGGAAUGGCCAUUCAUCCUGUUUUGGGUGUUUUAAAAAAUCCUCUGAAUUUAGAUAGUUUAUCUGUAAAUACUGGAGAAGUUGCUAAGGUGUUUACAGUAACCUUAAGCGAAUUAAGUAGACACGCCAGAUAUACAAUAUGGAAAGAAAGAAGUAUAGCUCUUCCUGUUUAUAAUUGUCCUGGAAAAGAUAAAGUUUGGGGAUUUACUGCAAUGGUUACGCAUCUCGCUCUCAAGUUGGUGACACCUGAUCUUUACAAAUUUGAUUUGCCUUAA